Pochonia chlamydosporia 170 is the source of this 348-nucleotide messenger RNA. RefSeq lists its product as hypothetical. Lineage: Eukaryota; Fungi; Ascomycota; Sordariomycetes; Hypocreales; Clavicipitaceae. The record is from RefSeq and is a predicted model, not a curated record. The transcript has a single exon. The coding region runs from base 1 to 348 and encodes 115 amino acids.
AUGGAACAAAGUGGGAAUGUUCGAAUGGGUUUCCAAAGCCAAUGGCCCCACCACGUCCAUCGCGCAGAGACAAAUGCGAGGAAUGCGGGACUCAGGCAGUGGUGUUCCAGCCAAUUUUUGUCACAAGAUCCUUGUCUGACAGAGUCGUUCCGUAAGGCUGUGUCGGGAUACAUGUUGUCUCUUGGGAAGACCAAUCAGGCAUGUCAUGUCAGCUCUUGUGGGGUUUUCAGUAUCAGUGGCAUCUCGAAUCACUGUCCCAAAGGGGUUAAUUCAACUACGUGCCGUGAGAAGAUGUCUACAUCCCACCACGAAGCAUCCCCAGCAGCUUAUCCCGACCCCACGGCAUAA